UAAAAACAGCUGGAUGUAGGUAUGGACCGCAGAGAUCAGAGAUUUGAUUUCAGUGGCGAGCGUCCGUGUUAGCAUCUGUGUUAGCAGCGUAGCACGGUCUGCAGCAGAGGGAUGGAGUGUGUUUACAGUGAGUCUCAGUGUGAAGUCGGUGCAGCUGAAACAUGUUUGAAACAUGAUGUUGUGAUGUGUGCAAAGGUCUCAGGGCUCAGACUGGGGACCAGUUCACAGCUGGAGCCUGGAUCCAACAACGCGAUAUGUCAAACUUAAAAGCCCCACAGCUUUAUACUGUCACACAGCUUCAUGGACUCACGGAGUCCAACAGAAACAGGAACAGCUCACUAGAGGGCACAAAUACACCUCCCCACCAUCAGUACUCCCCCCAUGUUUCCAGUUUUUAAUGGUACAAAGGUAAAAAAAAAAAAAAAAGUUUAGGUCGCCAAAACCUGAAAAAUCCUGUAGAUGUGAUAGGAGACGUGACUUUGCAGACCACAGACUGUCUGAGCAGCGUUAGGUUUCCACUGCAGAGGGUGAGGAGUGUGUUCAGCUGCUGGACGAGUCCAACAUUCAGACUCAGUGAUUCUGUGUUUUUAAAAUCUCCAGCUGCUUAUUCGGUCUGUGCUUUAAACACUGAGACAUGGAAUUACAUAAACAUCAGUGGACACCAGCGCGGAGACGCUGCCGGUGUGUGUUGCUGUGAGGAUCCUUUUCACGGACGGACGUGGAUGAGAGCUGCACAUAAAUUUGUUUGGAUUCUCACCGUGAUGAUGAAGAUGACGGUGAUGAACACAGCUGAAACCUGACGACGUGGAACUGGAUCAGGAAAGUCAGUGUUCGAGUCUCAGCGUCCAAAUCUGACUUUUAGGUGAAGUAGCUCACUGACGGUGAAAUCUCAGGUGUUACCCGAGCUGCAGGGAAAGACUCAGACGAAUGAGACACUUUCAUGACUUCACCUGUGCUGAGGGACAUCAUGGACAGAACAGAGACUGAGGGGGGACGUGGGUUUGGUCUGAGAGCGGGUGAGUCAGGCGGUGCGUCACUCAGACGUGUUCACAGUUAAUCCUGCACUGCUGUGGUUUGGAGAAUGGACCUGAUUCAAGUGUAUAAAGCAGAAAAGAGAAGUGAUGUGUGCAUCAGUGUUUUUCAGGCUCCGCCCACUGAGUGAGAGUCAGUGGAUCCUCACUGGUUAACACACACACACACACACUGCCUCCAGUUUCUGUGAAGACCACAGGAAAACCUGAAAGAAGACCAGACUCAUCAGAGCUCUGUGAAAAGAUGCGGUAACUCGACACACAAUCAUUCAUUCAAAGAAUAAAAGAUAAAUAAUGAGCAUAUUUCCUGCAGCGGAGGGAAAACAUCAGAAAUGUUGGUUAAAGAUGAAGCUCAGUCUGUCCACCCAUCAGCAGGGGGCGCCCUAACCCCUUCACAGGGUGGAAGGCACUCACCUCCUCAGCUCAGAUUUUAUUUCCAGGGCCCAGUAAAACCUGCAGGGCUCUGCUCCUCACAGGCUGUUCAGCACAAUGAGGAGGUGCAUCUUUACAACUCAGAAACUCUAGUUGAACAGAAACUGAACUUUGGCAAAGGGAUUGAAUGUUGGUCAGGUUCAGGAGUCAUGGAGACCCUGACCCUGGUGAUGAUGAUGGUGAUGAUGAUGAUGGUGCUGUGUUUGAGCAGUGACUGGUUGUUAAAGGGUCAGUUCACGUGAAUUACAGAAGACUGGAUAAUAAUAUGAAUAAAGUCAUGAUCAAAGCAUGAAACACAGAAUGUCACUUUCUGCCAGAAAUCAGGAUGUUGACCGAUGAGACAUGUCUCUGUCCUCUGCAGUUAACACUCAGCUAAACUCACCAUCUUUAAAAUCCUCAGCAGACUCUGAAGGACGACGUGAAACCUCAGACUGAUCACACACCCAAACUCUCACCUGCUCUUAAAGGCACGUUUGAGUUUUUAUCCCACAGGUAUUCAUCAUGUGUACAGGCAGGGUUCCUCCCCAGGGAACCCUCACCUGCUGAAGGCUGAGGGCGGGGCGCCUCCUGCUCACCUGUCGACUACAGGUCAACAAGUUUGGAUGCUUUCAUCAAAAAAGGCUGAGGGGUGUGUCCUGUGAAGGCAGCUGCGCCGCCUGUCAGUCAGCACUCAGGGACACGCCCCCCGGUAUCCGGGCAGGUUGCUGCUGCUUUUCCACACGAUUCAAAGUCAAGUGUGUGCGAGUCCGAGCCGCAGCGCCGCGGAAAACUUCUGUGUCGGAACCGGAGUUGAGUUUGUCGGAUUUUCGGUGUUCGGGGGAGGCGGGAAACCGCGCGGGGACCGGAGCUGUUCUGUGUGCCAUGUUCUUCUGAGGCCACUCGGGUCCGUGGUUUGCUGGAUGAAGCUCGCACCUGCAGGUUCUUCCAUAAGCCCCUCCCCCCGCCCCUCCCCCACCUGUUUCUAACGAGUCAUUAAUUAGAGGCUUAAACUCGUCAGUCCUGGGGCGCUGCAGAGACCUGGAUCCUCGGUAAUCUGUCACACAUGAACCGCGGAUCCUCGGCAGAGACUGUGGAGUCAGAGCAGGUUUGUCCCUGAGGUCUGCGUCUGGAUUCACCUGUGGACGUUACUCACAGCUCACGGUUCACUGUGAAGCAGGAUGAACGGAUAUGAACCUCCAGCUCUCGCCUCCGGCAUCUUCGGCUCCUACGGUUCACACAUCAAUGGCCACGGCUCUCAGUCUCCUGAGCCUCAGAGUAAAGCCAGGUCCGGUGCCAAAGCUCUGUACGAACAAAGGAAACAUUACACCAAAACCAGCAUCAACAGCCUGACGGACACGUCUCAGUACCAUGUGGAGCACCUCACCACGUUCGUGUUGGACCGUAAGGACGGGAUGAUCACCGUGGACGACGGGAUCAGACGUCUCCGUCUGUUGGACGCUAAAGGGAAAGUUUGGACUCAGGACAUGCUGCUGCAGGUGGAGGAGAAAUCUGUCAGCCUCAUCGACCAGGAGACCAAGAACGAGCUGGAGAACUUCCCCAUCGGGACGGUCCAGCACUGCCAGGCCGUGAUGAACUCCUGCAGCUACGACUCCAUCCUGGCCCUGGUCUGUAAAGAGUCGGGGCAGAAUAAACCAGACCUCCACCUGUUCCAGUGUGACGACAUCAAGGCCAAUCUGAUCCACGCAGACAUAGAAAGUGCCAUGAUCGAUGCCAAAGGAGGGAAGGUGAAGAAAAGACCAGAGACUCUGAAGAUGAUCCUGAAGAGCGACGGGAUCAUCCCCCCUCCGCCCCCUGCUCCCGCCCCCGAACCCCCAGUAUCAACCAAUCAGGUGGAUGUAAAGAGCAGGGUGGCCGCCUGGUCGGCCUGGACCAAUGAGCAGCAAGACUAUGAGAAGCAGCGACAGAUAGAGGAGGAGGACGGGCCGGUGGACAUGACAGCAGCCAGAGUGGACAGAGACGUGCAAAUCCUGAACCACGUCCUGGACGACAUCGAGUUCUUCGUCACCAAACUGCAAAAGGCUGCUGAGGCUUUUAACGAGCUCUCCAAGAGGAAGAAGACCAAGAAGGGCAAAAAGAAAGGUCCGGGAGAGGGCGUCCUGACCCUGCGCUCCAAACCCCCCGCGGAGGACGAGUUUGUCGACUGUCUGCAGAAGUUCAAACACGCCUUCAACCAGCUGGGGAAACUGAAGGAUCACAUCCAGAACCCGAGCGCUGUGGACCUGGUUCACUUCCUCUUCAGUCCUCUCAGGAUGGUGAUCCAGGCCUCGGGCAGCGUGGACCUGGCUCGCAGCGUGGUGGUUCCUCUGCUGACCAGGGAGGCCAUCGACUUCCUCCACUCGGCAGGAACAGCAGAGGAGAGACACCUGUGGGUCACUCUGGGAGACGGAUGGACCAAAUGCAGGUUGGAGUGGCCGAAGGAUCACUACUUUCCUCCGUGCGUGCUGAAGUUUCGCGACGGCUGGGAGCCUCCCGUGUUACCGGCCGUGACUCCGAGCCGAGAGCAGGAGCUGACCCAGCUGGCCGAGAGUCUCGCCAACGCCGAGAUCCAGAGACAAGAGGAGCUGAAGAUCAGACUGGCCCAGGAGCAGGCGGCGGUGCAGACGUUUCCUCCUGCAGACGGGUACGCCUUCUCCAACACCUCUUACAAACGCAUGCAGAUCCUGGAUCAGGACACGGCCAUGGCCGCGUUUAAACAGGCCGUCAGCCGCCGUGUAGACCGAGGUUUUGACAUCGACAGCAGAGUCCAACCGAAACUUUUUGCCAAAUCAAAAUACGACUUUGUGGCGAGAAACAACACGGAGCUUUCUGUCCUCAGAGACGAGGUGGUCGAGGUUCUCGACGACAGGAAGCAGUGGUGGAAGGUUCGUAACGGCUGCGGGGCGUCCGGCUACGUGCCAAACAACAUCCUGGAGAUCACCAAAGCCGUGGACAUCACCGGCCGCGGGGAGCCCAUCUACAGCCACACCAUACAGAAGCAGACCACGAGGUCGGACUACAUUCCCAGUAAACCGGCAGCAAACCCGAUGCCUCUGGCCCCCACGCCUCCCCCUCCCGCCCCCGCCCGGCUCCCCACGCCGCCGCUGCCUCCUCCGGCCGCUGAGCCCACCAAACAGGCGGCCGGCAGCAGCAGCACGGUCAGCCGCCAGAACAGCACCACGUCCAGCGACAACGGCAGCGUCGCCAUGAGGGAGCACAACAGCCAGAGACCUGCACCCGUCAACCGCAGGAAAUCCAACAUGGAGGAGGUCCAGGACGAGCUGAUGCACAGACUGACUCUGGGUCGCAGCGCUCAGAAGAAGUUUCAGGUUCCCUCUCACAGCGGCAGCCUGCCGUCCGUCAGCAUCACCUACGACUCCUCGCCGGACGACGUCAAAGCCUGGUUAGAGGCCAAAGGCUUCAGCCCAGUCACCAUCACCAGCCUCGGCGUCCUGACCGGAGCUCAGCUGUUCUCUCUCAACAAAGAGGAGCUGAAGACGGUUUGUCCGGACGACGGCGCUCGAGUCUACAGCCAGGUCACCGUCCAGAAGGCGGCGCUGGAGAAGAGUUCAGGCUCUGAGCUCCAGGAGAUCAUGAGGAGGCGGCAGGAGAAACUGGCAGCCAGCACCUGUGACUCAGGGGUGGAGUCUUUUGACGAAGGCAGCACCCACUGAGCUCCUCGCGGCUUCUUCCCGUCCCUCCUUCCUCCUUUGCUUUAUUUUUUACUUUCUUCAAACUGCCUGCUGUUUUCUCGCGCUCUUGAUCCUCAGGCGGCGGCCGACCGCGCCGAGUUCGUGGAGAUCAUGCGGCGCAGGCAGGAACUCCUCAGCUCGUCUCCGUAGACCAUAAAACAAAAAAGCGACAGUCUGGACCGUCCCGUGUGUGUCUCAGAACACGGACAGGACGUCCCGCCAUGUUUGCCUGACCUUCACAUGAACACUUUUAGGACUCUGGUUGUUGCCUGCAGAGUUUUGUUGGUGUUUGUUGGACUGAAGAAAAGCUGCUCAGUGUUAAAGACCUGGUUUGUGCCUCUGUGGCGUCUGAACGCUGAAAGCAACGAGUCUCGAUCUCUGCGGCUUAAAGUUUCAUUAUCAGCAUAUUUAACUCGUGAGUUUGAGACAAAAGUAAAGAAUCAAAUGAAAAUACAAAGUAACAGGAAACAUUUACGUAGAGAAUCUGAUCAAUACUACUGAUGAUCGUUUGUGGGUCGACGUGAUCAGACGCCGCAUCAGGAUGUUUUAGGCUUUUUUAAUUCAUUCAGAUGAGGGGCACAAACCAGAGCUGCUGCUGCUGAUGAUGAUGAUGAUGAUGAUGGAAAUCCAUGAUAAAUGUACAUUUCAGAUGUUUUGGACCAAGAGAAUGAAGAUGUUGAUAGUUUAUAAUAUUUUUAUUUUAAGGUUCAACCCAAAGUUUCAUGAACGUCAUGUGAUUAAUGAUCAAGUGAAAAAAAAGAAUGUAAGAAUCAUUUCUGGUUAAUGAGCAUCAUGUGAUGUAGAGAUAGACACGCAGUUAUUAACAUGAUGUUAGAUGAUGAUCAGCAUUUUUGCACAAUAAUAAAAAGUAGAAGUUUCUGUGCAGGAAGUGAGAGAGGAAUGAUUGACAGUCACUUCCUGUCUGUGGGCUGCUGUGUCAGGUCUGCUCACACACAGGUCAAAGGUCAUCUCAGAACUCUGAACCCUGAGUGUUGAUGCUGUGGCCUCUCCUCCACCUUCACCUGCUUCACUUCAGGAAAACUCUCAACCCAAAUCUUUCACAUUAAAACUCCUCCAGGGCCUUUAUUUCCUGUUGGGCUUUUAAUGUGAAAAAUCUGCAGAAAGUGUGAUUGAUAAUUGGUUCAUUGAUGAAACCAGUGGCAAAGAGGAAGUGGCUGAGUGACAGGUGAGAGGUUGUCGCCAGGUUUCUUCGUGCUGGUCACGAACUGUCUCUGACUCGUGUUAGAGUUUGUGCGUGUCACUGUGACUCCACGGCUCCACUUCCUGUUCAGAGGCCUGUGUGUGACCUGUGUCCGUGCUUUGGUGUAGGAUGAGUCGGUAGCUCCUCUGCUUCGCUGUGGCAUCGUGUUGGUUUGUAGUGUAGCUGGACACUGACGAUGCAGAGCUGUUCUCAGAUCAGAUCGCUGCAGCGUCGCUGUGUUUAGACGUCUCGGUGCCUUUUCCACACAGAUCUGCUCGUUCUGCCAUAAAACAUUA
Messenger RNA from Toxotes jaculatrix (banded archerfish), 6628 nucleotides. It is a transcript of the gene eps8a, whose product is annotated as epidermal growth factor receptor pathway substrate 8a. Gene Ontology annotation, biological process: positive regulation of ruffle assembly; Rho protein signal transduction; regulation of Rho protein signal transduction. The transcript is spliced from 23 exons. The coding region runs from base 2621 to 5113 and encodes 830 amino acids. The record is from RefSeq and is a predicted model, not a curated record. NCBI's taxonomy places the organism in Eukaryota, Metazoa, Chordata, Actinopteri, Toxotidae. Gene Ontology annotation, cellular component: ruffle membrane; plasma membrane; vesicle. Gene Ontology annotation, molecular function: actin binding.